Drosophila novamexicana is the source of this 3118-nucleotide messenger RNA. RefSeq names its product putative helicase MOV-10 (gene Mov10). The record is from RefSeq and is a predicted model, not a curated record. The transcript has 6 exons. Gene Ontology annotation, cellular component: P granule; cytosol. Gene Ontology annotation, biological process: regulatory ncRNA-mediated post-transcriptional gene silencing. Bases 269 to 2965 code for a protein of 898 amino acids. NCBI's taxonomy places the organism in Eukaryota, Metazoa, Arthropoda, Insecta, Diptera, Drosophilidae. Gene Ontology annotation, molecular function: RNA binding; 5'-3' RNA helicase activity.
CAUAAUUGUUGUUUACAUAAAGUUUGUGUUUGUAUGAAUCGAGAUUGAAUGACUUUUAUCGUUUAAGCAUAGUGCUGCAAAGGAAUAUCAAUUGCUGCAGCACUUGAAGUUGUCUGCGAUCAAUGCCAUCCGAAGCCAGAUGACGCCUGUAACGGUACUUGCAGCAUCUUCACUUGAAUUCGACUAUUUGUAUAUUUCGCGUGAAGUUUACCCAGUCUCUCCUUAUGUAUUGUCCGUGUGAUUCUAUAUGUAGUUUGUUAGAUGCAAAAUGAACGCGAACGAACUAACACGUGAAUCGAACUCGAUGGACUUGCGGACUUGUGGAAAGGCGAUCCACCAAGUCAAAGCCAAUGUCCGCGUGCGCAAGAAGUUUAGCGACGACGAAGAAGAUUCGCCGACAUCUGAUGAUGAAGAGGAAAUGCAGAAGAAAAAAUUUAUUGCUGUUAUGCGUACUCUGCCACACUAUGAGCCUAGCCAGACCUUGUUACAGGCUUUGGACGUAGAAUUUACCAACGAAAGCUUGGCAAAACAUGACACUACUUUCGGUACAUACCUGCAGACGCAGCUCCUGGACUCAGAGAAUGUCUGCUCAGUGCUGAGCAUACUGCUCAGCAUAGAGGAUGUGUCGACAAUGCAACUGUACGCCCAGCUUAUGCAGCCUAAUGUUCUGCUAAAGAAAGUUCAAAAACAUUGCUUUAGCUUUGUGCUGGGCAAGACGCAAAUCAAUCCAGAGGAAGUUCUUGCGCCCUAUUUGGACGAGGCUGUGCUUAUACCGAAGGCUAGCUUAGAUGCAGCACCUCUGCCUAAACAGCCCAUCCUAGCGCUGCUACCGCACACACACGAGACUCUGCCAAGAAAGGAUCCAAGGCGCCGUUACGUUGCAAGCUUAGAGCAGGUGACGCGCACCAGCAUCCAUCUGAAAUUCAAACGGGGCGGCUUUCCAGCCGGAGAAUCUGCGCUUGCACAGCGGUACCAUGUGAUCUUGCGCUCGCGCCGUACGCCCUUUCGCUUCAUGUAUCGUGCGAUGCAGCUGCUUCAGGAGAAUCCACAGCUGCGUCGCUAUUUGUUUCCCAUCCAGGGGCUGCAAACAGUGACACCCAAAGUGAUUAAAUUACCAAAUGUGACGCUAUUUAACCAGAGCAUUGCGUCUAACAUGGAGCAACUGCAGGCAGUUCAACAUAUCGUUAAUGGCCCCAGCAGCCUAGCGCCCUACAUAGUGUUCGGACCACCUGGCACAGGCAAGACCACAACUAUUGUCGAGGCCAUUCUACAGUUGCGACUUCGACAGCCGAGAAGUCGCAUUCUUGUAACUGCCGGUUCGAACUCGGCAUGCGACACGAUUGCCUUGAGAAUAUGCGAGUAUUUUGCUAGCAAUGAACGUUUGCAGGCGGUUUUGGUAGAGCGGGCCAAAGAGUCACGUUUGGUUACGGAGGACGUGGAGCUAGAUCAUCAGCUAAUGCGUCUCUUCUCUCGAUCUGUGUAUGCCAAAGGAUUAAAUUCGGUGGACCCUCUGCUCCUAAAACAUUCUAAUUGUAGAAAACGUGUGUAUGAGCAUUCUAAUGUGAACAGAUUACGCAAGCAUGGCAUAAUAGUGGCCACACUGUGCACAGUGGGCCGUCUAGUGACCUUAAAUUUGGGCAAAUUUAACUUUUUCACACACAUUUUCAUUGAUGAAGCGGGCGCCUCCACGGAACCCGAGUCGCUUAUUGGUAUAAUGGGAAUUAAGCAUCAGGACGCUUGCCAUGUGAUACUCUCGGGCGAUCACAAACAGCUCGGCGCAGUCAUUAAGAACAAUCGCGCAGCGCUUUUGGGCCUAAGACACUCGCUAAUGGAGCGUCUGCUGCGCUGCGAACUAUACGCCGUGGACGCCAAUGGGAAUUAUGAUCACACAUUGCAGACGCGACUGCGUCGUAACUAUAGAUCCCAUCCGGAAAUCGUUGGGCUGUAUAACAAACUGUAUUAUAAUGAUGAACUCAUACCACAGGCGCCGCCGGAACAGGUCAAUCUAGCAGCCAACUGGCGUAUGCUGCCCAAUACCGAGUUUCCGAUUAUAUUUCAAGCCACGCAUGGCGUGACAACGCGCGAUGACCACUCCACCAGCUCAUAUAAUAUGCUAGAGGCACAGGUGCUUUGCUGGUAUGUGAAGCAUUUGCUCUCUAACGGCCUUGGCGGUGGUAUUCGCGUGCAGCAGAAGGACAUUGGCGUCGUGGCACCGUACGCGGCGCAGUGUAAUUUUAUCAAUCAGCUGCUGCGCCGUCAGGGUCACUACAAUGUGGAGGUGGGCAGUGUGGAGAACUAUCAGGGUCGGGAGAAAAAUGUGAUAAUUGCCACGCUUGUGCGCUCCUUUGCAAGCAUAGGCUUCAUGCGUAAUCCGCGUCGAUUGAAUGUGCUUAUUUCGCGUGCCAAGUCCUUGAUGAUACUCAUUGGCAAUCCGGUGACGCUACGCUAUCAUCCCGACAUGAGGUACAUCAUCAACCAGUGCAAGUUGCAUGGCAACUAUUUGUUUAAGAAAAAGGACGGACUGCAGCGCCCAGAGUUCCUAAAUGAUUUUGUUGAAGAAGAGGUCGAGGGUAAUGAAGAUGAGUUGGAUAACGAAAUGAAGGUUUGGUAUGCCAAGAUGCCGCAAGACAUUCCCGUAGCAUUCUCCAAGUGCCCACAGCAGGCCGCAGUUAUAACGGUGUUUUCUACAGAUGACAGCAGUAGCGGCAGCAACUCGGAAACCACGGAAUCGCUUUCCGAUAGCAGCAGCUCGUGUGAUUCUUCUAGCUCCGCCAACUGUCAAUGCACACCACCACCGAAUGAAGCGCUGGACUCGCACAUGGCUAAGCUAUCCCUAGGCAGCCCCGAAAAGAUUGUCAUUCGCACCAAUUUCUUAAAGGCGUGCGCCGCCUGCGCAUUAGAAACUACCAAGCAAAAACUGCUGCAGCUGCAAAACCGCUUCAGAGGGGCCUGUAAGGUGUCUUAAUUUCCAAUUCAAGUUUAUUCCCAUUUCCUAAUAAGCUUAAUCUUCAGUUUGCAAGUUUCAAGAGUUGUUUCCUUCGUGUUCAUCAUAACAUUUGAAUAUUUGUUGUCAAUUUGCUUUUGUUUUAUAUUCAUUUCAUAUUUUUUCCAGUAUGUA